AUGAAUCCACCCACUUCUGGGAGCAUUCCGCUCCAGGAGUAUCGGCGGGACAUUCCGCCGGGCUGGAUUCCAGGUGAUGCUUCGUAUCCCUUGAGGACCUACUUCGACAAGCUGAAGCUUUGGUACCGGAUCGCCAAUGUGGAGGAUGAAGCCAUCGGUCCACUGGUGGCUGGACGACUCUAUGGUCGAGCAUCCACGAUCGCCAUGUCUUUGAGAGUGCCAAGGCCAGACGGCACCUUCGAUGUCGGCGAUGCAGCGUUGGUUCGACUAGCUGUGGAUGAAGUCCGCGACCCAGCGACCAAUGUGAUCAUCCAGAACCACAUCCCCUCAGGAGUGCAAUUCCUGGCCAACGCACUCCGCACGGCGUUCGGUCAGCAAGAUCAAGAUCUGGCGACACAAGCACUGGACAAGUUCUUUGGCCUUGCAAGAGGAAAGCUCAGCCUGUCCGAAUACAGCGUCGAGUUCGACAGCCGGUACGAUGAUGCUCAUGAUAGAGCUGGACUGCAGUUGAACGAUGUUGGCAAGUUCUUCCUAUGGUUCAAGAACUCUGGCUUGCCAUCCAAGACGGUUGAUGACAUCAAACUGCAGGUUGCUGGCGACUAUACUCGCUUCAACGACGCUCGAGCUCUGGCAUUGCGCAUCAACCCUAAUCGGCGAGAACCUGAUGACGCCCAGAUCCUCUAUGAAGAGAAUGAUGAGUCCUAUGGCGACUACGACGCCUACUACCAGGACUGGGGCGAUGAUUAUGAGGCCGAGGAUUCAUGGUGGUAUGGCUAUGAAGAGGCCGAUGAAGGUGAAUGGGUCUAUGAGGAGUACGCCAACGACGAGAACUACUAUGAGAACCAUGAUGCCAGCGAUGAGUCAUGGCAAGAGGUGGACCUUGAGGCUGGCAUGACAUCUGGUUCAGCAAGCGACUCCAAUGUCUCGGGCGAGUACAACGAAGCCUAUUACAAAGGAAAAGGCAAUGGCAGUGAUGAUGGCUGCUUCAACUGUGGCAGCAAGUUCCACCGAGUUCGAGAUUGUCCACUUGGCAAGGGCAAGAACAAGAAGGGCAGCCACAACUACAAAGGAAAAGGAAAGUCAAAAGGCUUCUGGAGAUGGCGACCCAACUUCAAAGGAAAGAGCAAAGGCAAGAGCAAGCAUCCUUGGAGAAGCAAAGGCAAAGGAAAAGGAAAAGGCUUUGGUCGAAAAGGCCACUACUACGCCUAUCAGGAGGAGGACAACUACAAGCCUCGUGGUGGUCUGUCGAUCAGCGAAGGCAUUCCUGAUGCCUCAACUCCGCAAGAAGUUGCCACAAGCUCCAAGGAGGUCAAGACGACCAAGAAGACCGAGAGCUUCGUGAUCCACACGUCAUCUGAGGAUGAGGACUUCAAGAAGCCAACUGAGGGAUAUUCAGGUCAGCCUGAGUAUACUACGAAGGAUCACUAUGACAAGAAGCUCAAGAUGAACUUCAUGGUCUUCAACAUGAAGAAAGAAGAGACACAGAUGAGCUACCAUACCAUCCAUGGGCAAGAACGCUAUGGUUUGCUCAUUGAUCCCGGAGCUGCAUCCGGGCUGGUUGGUAGCGAGACCCUCAGGAUGCUCAAGAGUUGCUCCAUGGGCGAGAUGGAGAUCAACCGCAACAAGAUCACUCCAGUUUCCGGCAUUUCAGGAAACAGCGAGUCAACUCUCGGAGAGGUCACGUUGACCAUGGCGACCGCAGGACAACCCAUCACCUACACGGCGGAGGUCAUUGGUGGAGCUGGAAGCCUAUGCCCAGCACUGGUUGGCAACCCGACUCUUCGUCGAUUGGGUGCAUCGAUCUUGACAGAUUGGUUCGAGAAUGGUGAUGGCAUGCUUGUUCUGAACACCAAGGACGCCAUGGAUGCAGAGGUUAAUCACGUGAAGUUCUUCAGGAUCCUGCUCACAGAUUCUGGACACUACAUCCUGCCUUGUGACAACGUUCAGAACGAGAAGGUUCCAAGAGCUUCGAAGCACGAGGCCAUCGCUUUCUUCCAGAAGAUCACCGAGAUCACUUCGAAAGUUUGGCCUGACGUGCAACCACGGGUCAGACACUGCUUCCAUUCCCAGACGGCGGCAGAGGAUGACCGGUGUGAUUACAAUCGUGAACAUGAACGAGACAAAGGCCCAAUGAAGAGCCAAGAUCAUGAUGUUGGUUGUGAUCAUCUGGCUUGCGAGAAUGGAGAAGAAGAUGAACUACGGAAUCCUGUUCCCUCUAGGAAGAUUCACUUCAUCGAUGAGGAACAGCAGAAGAAGUCCGAGGAGCCCUACGACCUCAUGAACAGCGAGAAGAACAAGAGCCUAUCACCAAUUGCAGAAGAGCGCGACUCCGAGGACGAAGUUUCACCAUCAGCCAUUUUGGCAGAGCAGUGCAUGAAGAACGACAAGAGCAAAGAGCCUGCGAAGAAUUCAAACCACUUGAUCAACGAGCACCCUGCCGGACCUGCCAUUUUGGCCCCGGCAAUUCAUGAUGAACAAGGCCUACGUGAGGCAAGCUAUGAUGAAGAAAAGAACGUCUUCCUCAGCUACACUGGCGACAUGAUCCCCGAGACGGCAGAUCAAUUGCGGCAUCUACGAAAGAUCCUGAUGAGAAGAUGUGUGAACGUCUACAAGAUAGACCAGCACUACAACUAUGUCAAGAUCUUUCUGCACGACAAGAUGCCAAUGGCCAAGAAGCUCGAAGCGGAGAUGGACGCCAUGAAGAAGUGGAAGCAAGAGGCCGAGGCGGAGCUCUAUGAGGGCGUGGAGAUCAAGAAUUUUACCAGCAAAGCGCUCUCCGUGCCAACCACACACAUGCUCAAGAAGCUCCUCCUCGAAACCAUCAAUGCCACUAUGGGUGUCUUCAAUGAAGCAGCAAGGAGAAAGAUCGACUAUGUUCACUGGCUGGACAAUCCUAUGCUCAUGAGCCUCUUUAAGGAGUUCUUCAAGGACCUGAUCCAAGUCAAAGGAGUGAAGAUUGAACUCCGACCUUUCCAUCUUGCAUCAGCAGAGCCGAAGCUUCCAUUGACAUCAUCAUACCUACGGAUGCAAGUGAGAGGCAAUGUGAAAGCAUGGGACAUUCACCCUCCAGAAGAUUUGCGAGAGAUGAGUUUCAGCCAGAUCAACGCAGCACUCGACGAGGAUGACUGGGCAAUCACCAUCUAUGGAGUGGAGCACGAUAUGGCACCUUCGCCAUCAACACCAGCAUCAAGGCCAAGAACAAGACCUGAUGAACCUGGUAUCGUGCAGCCUGCCCAGAACCUCGACGAGAUGGAUGAGAAGAGCAUAGCUGAUCUCAAGAGAGAAGUUGAUGAGAUUUGUACAGAAUACAAGACGAACAUCUAUGGUUGGCUGAAGAGAAAUGGCAAGUGGCGAUUCUUCCCUCGUGAGGAUGAUCAUGCAACGAAGAUCAUGUUGUGGGUGCAGCACAUCUACAAAGGUUUGAGCAAGCAUCAAGUCCAUGGAGCUCUACUUGGACGAAGCUUGCGGAACAUCAAGCCUCCAUCGAACACAGUUGGUCAUCUCAUCUCAUGGAUUCAUGGAGGACAAGGCUACGCCGUGCAAGAGCACUUCUCCGACGGAUUCUUGAAGAUGAAGAGGGUUUCCAACUACUCUCGUGAAGAGAUGUGCACCAUCUACUUGUUCCACUAUCAUUCUGAUCCUGUGGAAGAGCCAGCAAGUCAGUCGACCAUCAACAAGGAUGACGACAAGAUGGACGUCAACGUUCCCGAUGACAGAGACGGCUACAUGAUCAGCCAGCAGGAGUUUUCAGAAAAGAUUACACCUGCACCUGUCCCUGCAAGAGAAGAUGAUUCCAGAUUGACACCAGCAGAAGUCUCAGAUCUGCGAUCCAUCUUAGGAGCACUUCUUUGGGUGACAGCGACACGGCUGGAUGUGAUUGCGGAUGUUUCAGCACUACAAUCACGAGUGACAGUAGCAGAGGUCAAGGAUUUGAAGCAAGCAAACAAUGUGCUCAUGAAGGUGAAGGAGUUUGCAGAUGUUGGUUUGCACUACCGCUACUUCAGGACAAAGCAUCGACGACUAGUUUGCUUUCAUGAUGCUUCGGCAGCCAGCAAGGGCCGGAACUAUGCCCAGGAAGGUGUAGUCAUUGCUUUGGCCGAUGACGAAUGGCGGAACAUCACGAUCGACUUUGAGCACACCUGCGAGACUGAGGAGCAUGAACUCAUGCAUGGAGGAGUAAUGCAUGUUUUGCAUUCACAUGGAGCAAAAGCCAAGAGGGUGAGCUACAGCACAUCACAUGGUGAGACACUAGCCAUGGUGAACGCCUUGGAAUCUGCAACAUUGUGUAUGAUCAGGCUCAGCGAGAUGCUCCAUCCUCAACAUCCUCCAUCGUUGAAGGACCUCAUCAAGAUCCAGACAGCUGGAAAUCCAGAGAUGCCUUUGGACAUGUAUGGAGAUGCUCGAGAUGUCUAUGAGCUCAUCACAGGCAGCAAGACGAUGCCUCAGGACAAGACACAGCGGCUCUACGUUUUGUCCAUAAAGGAAGCACGACUGGAUGGCAGAGUUCGAAUGGUGACGUUAGUACCAACGAACUACAUGCUUGCCGAUUCCCUCACCAAGUCCAUGGUCCAUGAAAUGAUGCUGAUGUUGUUGACAACAGGUUUAAUCAGACUGCAUGGAGUGGAGAAGCACCCAAUUGUGACAAGGGUUCUUCCGACCAUCGACUUUGACGAGCACGACCUCAUGCUGAAGGACGAGGAGAUGAUCCUGAAGGCAGAGAAGGAUAAGAGCAUGGUGCGAACGACACAUGCUUCAGUGCUUGUGGGACUGGCAGCGUUUGCCACUUCCAAGAAGAUGCUGGCGGCAAUGAUGCCGACUUUGGCAUUUGGAACUUUGGUGGAUGCGCAAUCCACUGAACCGGAGAAUCAAGAGCAGAAGAGCUACUUCUCCGUGUACCUCAUGAUUUUCAUCACGGUGAUUUUGGCGGUGAUGCUUGAGAGAAUGGUGACAAGUUGGAUGAGCAAGAAGAGAAGAAUCCAACCUGUGAAGAUCGAGUCCGACGACGAUGACGACAUGGAUGUCGAUCAAGAAGGAGAUCAACCAUCAUCCUCAGGAGCAUCCUUCCAGCGGAAGAGGAAAGCAAGUCCUCGAGACACAUGGGAAGACCUUGCACGAAAGGUCAUUGACGAGAAGGAGACGCUGAAGCGAAAGAACAAGAAAAGCGAAGAAGAUGCACACCUACAGCAACAGGAGAUCGACAGCCUCAAGUUUGACAAUGAAUGGUGGAAAGACAAAUAUGAGAAGCUUGAGGAGAAGUACGAUGACAAGGACUUCGAGCUGAAGAAUCUCAAGAAUGACAUGACAGUGAUCAAUGCAAGGAAAAUGGUGCUCGAAUCUACGGUCAGCGACAUGAGAGCUGGACUAGUGAAGCUUGAAGACGAGAAUGCCGAAUUGAAGAUGAAGCUGGACAGAAAGACAGCAGCAUCAUCGGAGAGACCAGCGCCGUUGACACCAAGGAUCACUGACAAUGCCGAGAUGGCCGGCGAGAUCGAGAAGCUGCAGAAGAUGGUCAAGUUCAAAGACCACGAGAUCAUGAGACACCUGGCUCGCAUCAAGAGCUUGGAGCUGCCGGAAGCCAUCUUCAUCACGAAGACUGGCAAGAAGUUCCAUCGAGAAGGAUGUCCACAUCUGAGAGAGGGAGAACAUGCCUUACUGAAGCAUGGUGCCGAUGCGGAUGAUGGUGGUGACAAGGUGUGUGAUACCCUCCUGAAGUACAACGCCAACGUGCAGGGCUUCUCUGGGGAUGGGCGCUACGAGAGGAGCGCUUUGCAAGAGGCAGCAGAGCAGGCGCUACGAGAGGAGCCGGAAUGAUCGCAACCUCGGGUUCGGUACGACUGGCCGGACCCGACUGGCUGGCACCGUCUCAUUGUCUCCUUCACCGGGUCAGUUCGGGAUGACUGGAGCCCUAAAGAAUGAGAAGCUGGAUGUGUUGCAGUCAAGCUUCGAUGCUGCAAGGGCUGGGGCUAAGCUGCUGCACAUGAGCUGUAAGCCUUCCAAGUCCUGUGGAGGAUGUGGAGGACCAUUUGUUGUAGACACGGUCUCCGUGUGGACACGGUCUCCAUAGGGUUGUCAUGGCGUCCGGAGACACCGGUUGACCCGGAAGGUCAGGGGCUCCAAGUUUGGAGCCAUCCCCCAUAUGCUGCCGACACGGAGACCCCUGAAAUCAACCACCCCAUUUGGGUCACCCGGAUUCUCACUUCUUUGACCCUUCUACCACAUCCCGGAGAUUGUGGUGGGCUUUGUGCCCAAACCAACGUCGUCUGACUUCUCCCACGUCCCGGAAGGCUGCAACAGAUUGCAACCACGCCCCUCCACCGAGCAUAGCGUCCUUGUUACUACCAUGGCUGCUGUAUUUGGG
Molecule: messenger RNA, 6358 nt
Organism: Durusdinium trenchii
Lineage: Eukaryota; Dinophyceae; Suessiales; Symbiodiniaceae
Source: the annotation of a GenBank genome assembly